CCGCAAGCUGCGAUUCAACCUAGACCUUGCAGGUUAAAAUGAAGAAAACGGUCGUCAACCUCGAUAAAUUCAUUCAAGAUUUUAGUCUACUGGAGCAAAAAAUAACAGAACUGCGAGGGAAGAAUAACAUUCUUCAAAUAAAACUGGACGAAGCCAACAUACUUCUAAAACUGUCACAAAAUAAGGAAAAAAAUUUAACUGAAGAGAAAAACGGAUUGUUGGGAAGCAUUAAAUGUCUUCAGCACAGCUUAGAACAACAGUGUAACCUUCGAGGUGAAAAUGAAAAUCUGAAAACUGUAAUAGUUCAGUUGAAGAAGCAAAAUGAUAAACAAGUUGAGGAGAGCAAAGCUUGUGUUCAAUCACUGCAGUGUGAAAUGGGAGCGUUGCAAGAGCGACACCAGAGGGAGCUGGAGGACUGUGCUGCAGAUACAAAAAGGAAACUGGAGUCUAAGAAUGUUGAAAUGAAAGCAAUUCUGGACAAAAAGGAGUGUGUAAUAGAAGCGAUGAGACAGAAAAUGAAGGACCAGGAGAAAGAAAAGCAAAGUGAAGGUUUAAAGCUGCAAAUGGAGUUCAGUGCUAAGCUUGCAAGGGCUCAGUCUAUGACACUAAAGAGCCAGCUACAGCCACAAGCAUCUGGAGUCAUACCUCAACACAUCUUUAAAAGAAAGCUGCAGUUUCUGCAGGAGGAGAAGAACAAAGAAAUUGAGACUCUGCGUCAAAGAGUUAAAGAGCUGGAGCAGCAAAGCCUGCGCAACUUCUUCGAGCCUCGCUUAAAAAGGAGGAAAAUCUGACCAGCUGUUUUACCUACUGUAACGUAGCCAGUGUGGCACCAAGCAUUUCAUGUAUACAGCGCAAUGUUCCUUAACACAAUGCUACAUGAUUUAUUUUGACAUUUUAAAAUUGUUUGUCUGGUUUUGCAUUUAAUUAAUGGCAGUAUAUGAAAAGUUGUAUUGCAGAGUCUAAUAAACAAAUGCUCAGUGCAUGUCA
This is a messenger RNA of Clarias gariepinus (North African catfish), 987 nucleotides long. RefSeq names its product coiled-coil domain-containing protein 152-like. NCBI's taxonomy places the organism in Eukaryota, Metazoa, Chordata, Actinopteri, Siluriformes, Clariidae. The transcript is spliced from 8 exons. The record is from RefSeq and is a predicted model, not a curated record. The coding region runs from base 39 to 791 and encodes 250 amino acids.